This is a messenger RNA of Polychytrium aggregatum, 5828 nucleotides long. RefSeq lists its product as uncharacterized. NCBI's taxonomy places the organism in Eukaryota, Fungi, Chytridiomycota, Chytridiomycetes, Polychytriales. The record is from RefSeq and is a predicted model, not a curated record. The coding region runs from base 101 to 5740 and encodes 1879 amino acids. The transcript is spliced from 22 exons. Gene Ontology annotation, molecular function: protein binding.
CUGCAGCUGAGCCUGCGAUGCCGUUGCACCCCUCCAACAAUCGCACUGCCGGUGAAGCUACUCGCAUUUCGCUGUCGACCUUUCGGAGCAGUCAAGCGACAUGGUGACGCUGUCGCGACCGGCCUCGUCAAGCAGCUCUAUUCGGCGCCAGAGCCCAGAUGGCUCUUUCGACGACGACAUGGCCUCUGAGUUUCCCUAUUCGCCGAACGCAGAGCUUUUGGUGGGCCAGCCCAACGGAGGCGAUUCGCCGCUCUCCGAAAACGAUCCAGAUGCAGUCGAGGAAGGCUCUGGAGAUGAAGCCGAGACGGCAGAUGCCGUUCGGCCACGCAAGCAGAGCAAGAUCGCCUCAAAUGUAUCCUCCAAGGUCACUUCCCUCCCGCGACCAAGCGAUAUGACAAUCAUACAACCCUGGAGGGAUGUGCAGGCCAAGAUCGAUGCCAUCAUCGUGGCCAAAACCACCAUAAUCAACAUCGAGGGCCAACCCACAACGACACAGCUCGCCGUCUUGCCCAUCACCAUCCCUCAUGGCAUCCAGCUCCUUCGCACACUGCCGCAUUCGCGACCGACGCUCAAAUCGGUUCUGUUUGUGCCAGCAUCGAUAACAUCGGAGAUGCUGGUGACCCUGGAUUCGCACCACGUCCAUAUCUGGCGCGGAGGCUCGCGCGUUCGCAAGGUCAGAACCGACGUUGAGCACAAGGUCGAAACGAAAUCGCGGGAUACUCGGCAGCCUGGCAACGGCGGGCAGAGCCAGAGCCUGAAUGGCAUAUCGAAAUGGGUAUAUGUUGAAAAAUGGCGAGUGUACAUCAUUGCCACGUCGCAGCUGACUCUCAGGGUUCUGGACAGUCAUUUGGAUGAAAUAUCAUCUGUAUCCAGCUCGAAGCCGGUGCUUUGCAUGGAGUACAUCAAUGAGUUCGACCACCUUGUCGUGGGACAGGUGGGAAGAAUCAAGACGUGGAAGUUACAGAGAGAAAGCGUCAACAACCGAGAGAUUUUCACGCUGAGCGAAAGGACAUCCAUCAGCGAUCUGGCCGACGAUGAAUGGGUUGUUUGCUUGCACUAUCAGACAAGUCUGGAUCUGCUCCUCUUCUCGUGCGAGUCAACCCUCUAUGUCUAUAAAUAUAGCACGGGAAGGCGGCUUGACAAGCUCUUCAAUAUCCACGAGAUGUCGAUAACGUCGAUACAAUACUACGAGCCCCUAAGUUACAUAAUCACAGGCGGAAAGGACGGAAAGAUCAAAGUCUGGAACUGCCAAAAGUUCCUCGUCUACGAGUUCCACGAGCAUUUCAAGGCUGUGACCGGUCUGCUGCUGGUCGAGAGUGUGUGCCGUGCAACCCCAAAGACCGUGCCGGCUGUGAUGAGCUGCUCCCUGGAUGGCUCGAUCAGGAUGUGGAAUUUUGAGCUCGGCACAUGCAUAUACAGAAUCGAUACACAGCAGCCUUGCCUUGGAAUGAGAAUGAUCAAGAAGGACACCUUCUUUCAUUUUUCCAAGAGCACAGUGUCAAUAUGGAACAUCAAUCGUUACUAUCAGACAUUCUAUUCGAUGGGCUCCCAACCCAUCUUGAUGCGUCGGGCCUCGGAGCCAUCCCAGCCGGCAAGAAUCAUCACUGUCGCUGCCGACUCGACUCUGAAGAUUCUAUCACCGGUGACUGGAGCGGCACUUGUCACAGGGUUUCCGACACACAAGGAUGUCCACACACUGGAUAUGGUGUAUUGCUAUCAGCGAGACACUGCGUUUUGCCUAACGAGCGAAGGUGAAGUUGUGGUAUAUGACACAAGUGUCAACCCAUGCAAAAUCGUGGGAAUCUGGGAGCACUACGGGACUCAGGAGAGGCUCAACUGCAUCGCCUGCAUUUGUAUCGAUCCAAGGCACACCGGACGACUUGUACUUGGCGACGGCAGGAUCUCUGGCUUCAAAGAAACCCUCUUUCUUAUCGGAGGAAGCACAAAUGGCCAAAUCCUGAAUAUCAACACAGUGUUUGGAAAGCAGGAGCUUAUAUGCCAGGCGCACACGGCCGAAAUCAGCACACUCGUUUAUGACGAUCUCAGAUUCCUCCUCAUAUCUGGCGGACAAGAUGCUCUGAUCAAGGUGUGGAGAAUAGCAACGCCGGUCGAGCCCCUCGUUCCGUCGACGGAUCCGCUUCCAAGCUUUGUCCUUGAAUGUGUCAGCGUCCUGUCCAUCGAAGGCUUCGACAGCCCUCUUCCUGUGACCGGCUGGGAUUGCGAUCAAGCCAUAGUCGCCCUCGGCUUCAAUGGAUCGAUAUUUCUGUACUCCUAUAACGAGACGAGUAUGGUCACACCCCGUCGCACCGAUGAAGAAAAUACGGCCACAAUCACCUGUAUCGUCCAUCUGGCGUCGUACAGUAUAUGGGCCUCCUCCAGCAUCAACGGCACGAUCAGAAUAUGGGAUCAAGGAGGCGCGCUAUUGAGGGAGAUUCAAUUCAACGAAACCAUCUUGUCAAUCCUGUUUUGCAACGAUCGAGGAGACCUCUUGGUCGGCCUCCGAGACCAGAUAGCAGUGGUGGCUAUACAAGAAUACCUGCCAUUGGCGCUCCUGCGGGAUGUUGGGCAAAGGGUAUUCCAGGACGAUCCGACAGAAGCGCCAACGGCAUUCGAUGUCAACCUUGACUUUUGGGAAUAUUGCUACGACCAGCAGCGCCUGGAGAAAGACUCGAUGGCAUGGCAUGUGGUGAAAGAUGCACAGGCACAAGAGGCUGCUGUCAAGAGGAAGGAAGCGAUCGCCGUUCUGCGAGGUCCGACCUUGGCCGAGAGACGCGCACUAGGUUUAAAGAGAAGGCAAAUCCGCCUCCAGAUGGAAAGAGAGAAGAAGCUCUUGAAGGCAGCCAGGCAGUUUGAAGUCAACGGUGACGAGCAGCCUUCAGGGCAAUUGGAUACUGAGAUGGGUUCGAGCGAAUUCAAGUUUGACAAAUAUCUUGCAGCCGCCUCGCUCGAGGAAGUCAAUGUCGAUCUGAUCCGACCCACUUCGCCAACUCUCUCGGAGAAGGAAGCCCUGGCCCAGGAGGAAGAGGUCCCGGAUCGAACCCUAAUCAUCCAAUGUGCUACGAAAAAGAAGGAGCGGGCCAAGAAGCUGGAGGAGCGCAUCAAAAAGGUCCAAGCCGAGCUUGCUCCUCCCAAUCUCCGAAUGCGGCCGGUUGCCACCAAGGAACAGGCCGAGGCCAAGGCCCGAGAGAUUCGCAAGAAGCUGCAGCACAGCGGUGUCGCCCUUCCGAACUCCACCGUGACCACGGUCAUAAAACCAAAAUCCAAGCCCGAUCGAAGACACGAGGAGAAACGUGCUGAGCCCAAGGAGGCGUUCUCUGCACCCAAAUAUGCCGUUCCCAAAAAUCGCGCCCGAGGAAAGCCAAUCAUAAAGAAGUCUGUGCUCUUGGUUGACGAUACAUCGUUUCGAGAGCCCGGAAGUGCAUACUUUGAUGUGCUGGAUGAAGUUGAGGAGAUGAACAUUGAAAUGCCGGAGCCCAUGCAGCCCCCGGAGGAUAGACUGGCCCCAGAGGAGGCUGUAUUGCCAGAGGCUAUUCCCGAUCUCGCUCCCGUCGAAGCCCCACCACCGGUCAUGGUCGACCAGUCACUUCCGAUCCAGGCCACUGUCGAGGAAGUAACCCAGCCGACCACCGAGUCCCUGGAGCCAAUUCAGGAGCCGCAGCCUAUCGAGGUGCAAGUGUCACUCCCAAAGAUAUCCAGCAUCCAGAGGCGGAUGCAACGACCGCCACCAACAUUUGAAUCCAAGCGAGUGUUUGCUCCACCACAUGUUCCCCAGCCCAAGGUUGCAGAAAAGAAGAUCCAAUACAAAAUGACUGCUCCGAAGCCGGCUCCAAAGUUCAAACCCCCUCCGGAGCGAGUCAGCAAACCCAUCGUUCGCCACACGGUCAAACAGCCCGAGCCCAGCGGGCUUAGUGUCGAGUCACUCAAGUUUGAAAAGGAACACUAUAAAAAGCCCAAAGAAGCGGAACCUGAGCCAGAUAUGUUCGACAUCCCUGAUGUCGAGUAUCUAAAGCCAGAGCCGAAAAUUGUGGCUGAUAUCAUGCCCGACUUGGGCGAGAGCUACGAUCCGGGAGUGAUCAUUCCGGCCAUUUACACAUCAUCUCAGGAGUCCGAGCAGUACUGCUGGAAUCUCAUUCGCCAAAGGGACGAUGCCGAUGAUGAGGUCUUGACCAAGAUCACGAAACUUUUUUGGUUUCCUGGACUGAAGGGAAAGCCCUUGACUCUCACCAACAUCAUAGCGGUCCUCCUGGAUGUGUUGCGGGGCGGCUACUGGUCCGAAAAGUGCGAGUCCUCCAAGGCCAUCCUCUUUCUCUACAGAACUUUCAAAGAUGACUUCCUCGAUCCUAUGGGUCUCUUGGUCAAGCCUCAGAUAGAGUGCCUUUGGGACGACAGCUGGCAAGUCCGCGCCCAAAUCACGAGUAAUCUCGUUGGAUAUGAGAUAUAUCAUCCCGAGAUCAUAUUUGCCCUCAUAUGUCGGCUGGACGACAAAAACGAUGCCGUUCGCAAGGCAGCCCUCACCAGCCUCAUGCACUUUGGAAUCAACAGCCGAGAGAAUCUGCAGAAAACCAUGGUGAGCCUCGGGUUGAUGAAAAGAUCUGGUGCUGCAGCCACUGGCGUACCUCAUUUGCGGAAACUGCAUGACGAACUGAACACACAGCAUCGACAAAAGUAUUCGCAAAAGCUCUCCUUGAUCCGUGACUGGCUACAUAGAGCCAACGAAUCUCCAGAGAGACGUCCGGGCCUCUUUCGGGACUCAAGCUACUACGAUCAUCUCGCAGGCCCAUUUUUCCCAGCGGAUGCUCCUGGCUUUGAAAUGCCUCCGCCGACGGUCGAUGUCUUGUUUGCACAUCAUCGAAACAAUGCCUUGCGUAUGAGAGUCCAGGACUGGGACGUCGACUCGAGUCUCGAGAACGAGGAGCUUGACAUGGUUCCGGCUGUGGGAAUCACAGUCUCGGCAACGACCCAUCGCAACCGGUUUCGCCCCGAUGACCUUUCGGACACAUGGAGUUUCGGAAGAGGGGCCGCUGCUGCUGCGGACAGCAUAUCCAACGGGUAUUCGCACGGCUGGGACUUUGAUUCCCCAAACGGAUCCGAGUAUACUGGUGGCGAAGUCAGCGUCAAGGACUAUACACGCAAGUCCGGCAGAUCUCACGACCCGAGUAGUCACCGGCGCUCCCAAGAUUUGCUGUUUGGCUCCAAGACGUCCCUCGGAAGCAGAUAUCUCUCUCAAAGCAACCUCGGUUCUCAGAACCAUCUCCUGGUCAGAGAUGCACAUGGCAGUGCAAAGAAAAGCACAGGGAAUCUGCUGGGCGAUGUCCGUCCAAUGACCGCAGCUCUUGCAUCGUUCGGCAAGCCCUUGGCACUGAGCGCCUCCAUGGCUCGGCGCCAGUCCAAAUCUGCCCAGCCAUCGAGGGCAAGCUCGUUGGCGCAGCUACACCAAACCAACAGCAACGGCAGCUCCAACUCCAACUCCAGCUCCAACCGCCAAAUCGACCCGCGGUCGGUGGGAAGCCAAAUCUCCAUGAGCCCGCUCGGCGCUGCACAAAGCGCAUCGAUAGGAAGCUCGCAGAGACUGAAGGCACCAGAGCACGGCUCGCUGUACUUGCUACCGAGAAACGGCACCAUGAGAAACAACUGGAUGGGCUCGCAGCGCAUGGGUUCGAAAGACCAGCUGAAGGGACCCAAUGGAAUGGUGACUGGCCACAAACCCACCACAGGCACGAACCUCCCGCCGCUGCCGUAGCCACGGCCGUGGGAGCAGAAAUGUACGCAUUUGUCGAACCAACUGUCUCGCGGCUGAUGCAGAUGCCGAUAAUCCUGAUGCAGAUGCU